This is a messenger RNA of Gastrolobium bilobum, 1131 nucleotides long. RefSeq names its product inactive protein RESTRICTED TEV MOVEMENT 2-like. Lineage: Eukaryota; Viridiplantae; Streptophyta; Magnoliopsida; Fabales; Fabaceae. The transcript has 2 exons. Bases 1 to 1131 code for a protein of 376 amino acids. The record is from RefSeq and is a predicted model, not a curated record.
AUGGAAUCCUACGUCCCACCUACCUAUGAAGAUUUGCCGGUGAAAUUAGAACCAAAGGAGACUCGAGAAUCACAUCUUCUGCUUGUUCACAUUCCUGAUGGUUUCGCACGAGAGAAUGUUGGUGCUAAAUUUGAGAGAGAUUUUGUAAGGGUAAGGGUUUUUGGUGAACGUUCACUUGGAAAUAAUAGAAGCUGUCGUUUCAAUGAAGUGUAUCAAGUGCCAGCAAAUUGUGAUACUAACCGAAUUUGGGGAAAGUUUGAAGGAGGAAUUAUUACCAUUACAAUGCCAAAGAAGGUCCAUUCAGAGCCUAAACAAGAAACAGAACCAACUGAACAAGAAACACCCAAAACUCCAACACAAGAAACUGAACCAAACCAAGAGAAGGACAAAGAGGACAUUCCUCCAAAAUCUGAAACUGGAGAUGAUCAAGGAAAAACAACCACUACUGAUGCUGAAGUAAAAGAUCAAAAGGGUCAAGAAGGAAUUUCUAAUCAAGAAACUUCAGCCACAGAAGAGUCUAUGCCUCAAAAGGGUGAAAAAGGAAUUUCCCAAGAUGCCACAGUUACAAAAGUUGAAAGUAAAGAAGAGGCUUCUCAUGAGCCUUCAACCCCACCAAAGGCAAUAGAAGAUUCUAUGCCUCAAAAGGAUCAAAAACUUCCUCAAAAAGAAACAGAUACAACUGAGGCCAAACUUCAAACAGAAGAAAACUUUGCAGAACAAAGUGAUGAAAAUAAGGAAAAGCAAAGGGUUGCAAAGGAAGAAAGUAAAGACCACCCCAAGAAAAGAAAGAUUCCAGAGGAUGAUGAUUCCCUUAUUACUGGAAACGAAAGCAAGAAAGAAAAGAAAGGAUUAGCCACAGUUCCAUGUAUUUCCCAUGAGAAUACAGAGGAGAAAGAGAAGAAGGAAAAGGAAAUAAAUGGUGAAUUUGGGGCUGAUGCUGAAAAAGAGAGUUCCAAAAUGGCCAAGCCUGAAUCCACAAUGAAGAAGGUGGCUUCUCAAGUUGUAACUCGUCUUAGAGAGAGGUUCAAUGAAGAAGAUAAGCAAAAGCUAAUAUACAUUGGUGCUGCAGUUGUUGUGGUUGCACUAGGUGUUUAUGCUUCCUACAAGUUUCGUUCCUCACGUAGACCAUAG